AUGACCGUGACAUAUGGACAUCUCGCUGAUGAAAGCUUAUUUCUUUCCCGUGCGCAUGAAAUCGUCGAUGUCGGAAAACAGGCUCUCUCUCCUGAGAAGGCUGCCAUGUUCACAGCCUUUCCUUUCCUUGCCGUUUGGUGCUUUGGUGGAGCAUUUGCCAUGAUGGGACGUUGUAGAGAAUUAAGUCAACAACUUUUGAACGAGCCCUUUAACGAAGUGAAGGCGCAGAUAGCAGAUGGUACUGCUUCGCACUCAUCAGUUGCUGACUUUCUCAGUCAAGCUCACGACAACACUGACGAAGACAUGAUGAAGUCUGUUGCGUAG
Molecule: messenger RNA, 324 nt
Organism: Suillus fuscotomentosus
Lineage: Eukaryota; Fungi; Basidiomycota; Agaricomycetes; Boletales; Suillaceae
Exons: 3
Coding region: 1-324 (107 amino acids)
Source: RefSeq, a predicted model, not a curated record